AGCAUUAUUAUGUCUCUAUCUAUAUUACUACUCCUCACCCUUUUACAAGAAAUUCAUGCUCAGUUCCCCCGACAGUGUGCUACAGUUGCGGCUCUGACAAGCGGUGAAUGUUGCCCAGAUCUAUCUCCAGUGGUGAUACCUGGUUCAGACCGUUGUGGAUCAUCUACUGGAAGGGGCCAAUGUGUCCAAGUGAUGGCAGACAGUCGGCCCCAUGGACCACAGUAUAUGCAUGAUGGUCAAGAUGACCGGGAGCAGUGGCCUCUACGCUUCUUCAACCGAACCUGCCAAUGCAACAGAAAUUUUUCAGGCUACAAUUGUGGGUCCUGCCGAUCCGGUUGGAGUGGACCUGCAUGUGACCAGCAGACUCAGACAGUCAGAAGAAACAUCCUGGAUCUGAAUAAUGAGGAAAGGAAUCGAUUCCUAAGAGUCCUUCAACAAGCUAAGAACACAAUGCACCCCAACAUUGUGAUUGCUAUCCGAAGGCGGGAAGAAAUACUGGGUCCUGAUGGUAACACACCACAAUUCGAAAAUGUGACAAUUUAUAAUUACUUUGUGUGGUCCCAUUACUACUCUGUCAGAAAGACAUUCCUUGGCCCAGGGCAGCCCAGUUUUGGAGGAAUAGAUUUCUCCCAUGAAGGUCCAGCAUUUCUCACCUGGCAUAGAUACCACCUUCUACAGCUGGAAAAAGACAUCCAGGACAUGAUCCAGGACCCUUCUUUUGCACUCCCCUACUGGAACUUUGCAACAGGUAGAAACACUUGUGACAUCUGCACAGAUGAGCUCAUGGGAGCUAGAAGCAACUUUGAUACCAAUCUUCUAAGCCAAAACUCUGUCUUCUCUCAGUGGCGUGUUUUGUGUGAAAAUGUUGAUGACUAUGACACCUUGGGAACUAUAUGCAACAGCUCAGAAGGGGGUCCAAUUAGAAGAAACCCGGCUGGAAAUGUUGCCCGGCCAAUGGUGCAGCGCCUUCCUGAGCCACAGGAUGUAGCUCUUUGCUUAGAAGUCGGAUUAUUUGAUACACCGCCAUUCUAUUCAAAUUCAACAGACAGUUUUCGUAAUUCGCUGGAAGGCUACAGCCAACCUUCUGGAAAGUAUGAUCCCAUGGUACGCAGUCUUCACAACCUGGCCCAUCUGUUUUUGAAUGGCACAGGAGGGCAAACCCAUCUCUCGCCGAAUGAUCCUAUUUUUGUUCUCCUUCACACCUUUACGGAUGCACUCUUUGAUGAAUGGCUAAGGAGGCACAAUACCGAUAUUUCAAUAUUUCCUCUAGAAAAUGCCCCCAUUGGGCACAAUAGACAGUACAACAUGGUGCCAUUCUGGCCUCCAGUGACCAACAAUGAGAUGUUUGUUUCAGCACCAGAAAAUCUGGGCUACAGUUAUGAAGUUCAAUGGCCAACUCGGGCCCUCCACAUCACUGAGAUCAUAACUAUCGCAAUUGUGACAGCCUUGAUCCUGGUUGCAAUUAUAUUUGCCGGCGCCACAUGCAUAGUUCAUGCCAGACGGAGGGACGAUGAAAUCCACCAGCCUCUUCUCAAUGAACAAUAUCAGACUUACUCAGAUGAUUACGACAGUAUACCCACCCCAAGCCAGUCAGUUGUGUGAAAUAGCAACUGCUUUUGCACCUUUUCUAGUGGCAACUCUCUCUGAUCUAUCUGACAAUAAAGAACAUUUACUGUGAUAAACUUUGCUAGAGCUCCUAUCACAAGGGAAAUCUCAAGAGAUUUGUACCUGUAACACAUUUUCUUUGUUUCUUGGAAUUUUCACUUGUUCCUUUUGCUUCAAUUCCAUAUAUAUUGUUAGAAAAAAAUAACUGGCAUUUCCAGACUGUUAAGGUGGCAGCCAUUUGAGAGAGUCUUAAACUAAAGGCUGUACAUGCUUCUUCUGUUUAGCUUGUUAUAGAAACUGAUCCUUUUCGUCUACAUGAGAUUUGGAUGCAGAUGAAAUGACGGAGUGGUUGUUAUGAACAUUUAUUGAUAAACACUCAUAAUUUCAAUCAUCUAUUGUUAAUUAUAGUGAGAGAGGGCAAAUGUGGUCACUAUUUAGGUAGUCAUCGUUUGCCGUUUGUGAUCCCUGCUUAACUAAGAAAUAACCCAUUGGACCAUAUAAUGAAACAAUACUCUAAUUCUAGACUGUGUUUGUUCUCUCUCGGUGGCACUAGCUGACAGUUAAAUUUGACUAUAUGUAGCAAUUUGGAAAGUGGCUCCAUCAUUUCUGAUUGUUUGAGAUGCUUCUAGGGGGAAAAUCCUAAGAAAAUCACACACAGGCAACUAGCAGGUAAGCCAUGUAAUAUUAUUAGUAUUAUAUUUAUUUAUACCCAACUUAAACACAAAAUUAAAAUGCAUGCACAUUCAAAAUGCAAAACAUGGAUACCGUCUUACUCAAACAAACAUAACAUACACCAUGUUUCUAAUUUUACAUCUGUCCGUAUGUGCUUUUGAAUAGUUUGUUAAUUUCAUAGGGUGUUUUUUAGGGAAGAAAUACUCAGAGUUGGUCUCCCAUCCAAGAACUAACUAGAGAUGACCCUGCUUAGUUUGCAAGAUAAGCUGGGAUCUGGUGCCUUUAAGUUGUUUAAGACAGUUACCGUUAUCUAUUCUUGCUUUGGUCUCUACACAAAUUUGCUCCAUAAUUAUUUUCCCAAAUAAUUUGAGUACUAUAUAGUACUUCCAUGCAACUUAUUGCAUGCAUUUUUGAAAAAUAUCCAGCCUAUUGAUCUAUUCUUGUAUGCCUAGAAUAAAAAUAUGUCCACCGCUUUCACAUGCUUUGUGCAUAUUAUAUAAAGGACAGUACAUAGGACAGCCACAAGAUGGCAGGACUGAAAACAGUUUAACUUGUCCCUUACCUUUAAAAAAAAUCAUGUACAAAUCUGUUGCUUAAAGGGGAUUCUGCAAAGGAUAUGUCUAAUGUCAUUUUGAAUAUUUGUACAAAUUAAAGGAUUGUAAUUUCUCAUUUUGAAAUAGAAUUGGAAUAUAGAUGAAAAUCACAACAAUUCAUAUAAAGUUCAAUCAUUUUAAGAAUAGUUAUUAUUAUAUACACAGAUAUUACACAUAAUAGCAUCUUGUUUCGUUGUGCCUGUGGAAAUUUCAAUAAACUCUUAUUUCCUUCAGUUGGGGCAGAAUUGUGUCUCUGACAUACACAGAACUUUUCCUGCUCAAGGAAUUAGUUACUUUCAACUAAUUCCUUGUUGCUUUCAACUAGUUCCUAUUUCCAUUCAGUGAGGCAAAAUUACUAUACAUGAUGUUGUAUAUCGAUGAGGGAUAGCAUUAUUCCUUUUAUGGCAUAGCUGUAACGUUUUUGGUAGUAUGACUGCAAUUUUUUAACAGUUACAGAAUAUGUCUUCACUGUUGGUAAGAGAGGAAUAUCAUAUGUGGUUGAAUUCAUCAAUUGUACACAGGCUCUUGCUACAUUAUCGGUUGCAGAAAUAAAGAAGUGGAUAGGAAGGGUGUAUAUGUUUGACCAAAAGGCCAAGAACACAUAGAAUUCUAAUAUUCUUACUAAGGUUGGAUCUCCUCUGCCAUAUAAUCCAGUUUCAGAAUGCAGAUUAAUGGCAUUGAAUUUGAUAAUAUGAGUCUACACUGCAUUUAAUCAGCGUUCUGAAACUGGAUUAUAUGUCAGUGUUGAUACAGCCUAAGCUAACAAAAGUUAAGUAUUUCAAUUACUUAUGAAAAGUGAAGCCAAAAGGAAUUACACAUCAAGUAUAGUGGCAACCAUUUUUUAGCCUAAAAGCUAAAAUUAAAAACAAUUACUUUUAAAAAGUAACUUUCCAGCAUUCCGACUUCCCUGGGAGACAAGAGAUACUGCCUUAACCGCAGACUUCCAAGACACUAAAUUCAGUGUAGCUAUUUAGUGUUUCCUAAAAAUGUUACAGGUGCCUUAUGAGAUUUCAGAAAAGAAAGUUUACCCAAACCCAACAUAUAUUUAUGCUGAAGGAUUAGCAGUUGUUACAGCUGUUAAAAAAUAUGUGUGUUGAACACACACAACUGUGGCAGGAAAAACUGCACAUACCACUAUAGGCUGGCUACUCCUCAUAUUAUAGCCAAAUAAUUUUUUCCAUUUGCUUGUUUUGUUUUGUUUUGUGUUGAGAGCACUUUGUUUUUGCUUUUCUUUUUUCCCUUGAUGUCAAUAAAAAAGUCAAACAUCA
Molecule: messenger RNA, 4138 nt
Organism: Anolis sagrei ordinatus
Lineage: Eukaryota; Metazoa; Chordata; Lepidosauria; Squamata; Anolidae
Gene: TYRP1
Product: tyrosinase related protein 1
Biological process (GO): melanocyte differentiation; melanosome organization
Cellular component (GO): melanosome
Molecular function (GO): oxidoreductase activity
Source: RefSeq, a predicted model, not a curated record